This is a messenger RNA of Esox lucius (northern pike), 1464 nucleotides long. RefSeq names its product claudin-10 (gene cldn10c). Bases 132 to 917 code for a protein of 261 amino acids. The record is from RefSeq and is a predicted model, not a curated record. Gene Ontology annotation, cellular component: plasma membrane; bicellular tight junction. Gene Ontology annotation, molecular function: structural molecule activity. Gene Ontology annotation, biological process: cell adhesion; bicellular tight junction assembly. Lineage: Eukaryota; Metazoa; Chordata; Actinopteri; Esociformes; Esocidae. The transcript has 5 exons.
AGUGAGUCUUCCCUUUCCACAUUAGUUCACAGUUCUCCUUGGUUUGAAUUCUUACAAGUGAAACAAUACCUUGACUACCUUCAUUGGGCUUAAUUCCCUCCUGUCUGGCAUCUGUGUACAAAGAGGCAACCAUGAAUUACAGGUUGGUAGUAAUGUACAUGGAGAUUGGCUGCUUCGUGGUCUGUGUCAGUGGAUGGAUCCUGGUUUGCUCUACAAUGUCAAUUGAGAUGUGGACAUGGUCUGAGGUAUACAGCAUGGUUCUGACCACUUCACAAUACUUCUCCAACCUCUGGAAGGACUGCAUUUCCGAUUCAAGUGGAGUUUCCGAUUGCAAGGUUAUUCCGUCCUUGCUAGCACUGAACUGGGACAUCCAUAUGUGCCGUGCUUUGAUCAUCACUUCAAUCAUCGUGGGCUUGUUUGGAUCCAUUCUAGUCCUGGUCGGAAUGAAGUGCACAAAGAUAGGAGGAUCUGAGAUUGCAAACGCAAAAGUGACUUUUGCUGGAGGAAUGAACUACCUUCUGUCUGGAUUGUGUUCCAUGAUUGCAUUCUCUUAUUACGGGAAUAAAGUAAGAGCGGAAUUUCAGGAUCCAAAUUUCAGGGCACGAAAGUUUGAAAUUGGAGUUGGUGUAUACAUUGGCUGGGGAGGCUCCACCCUACUGAUUGUGGGGGGCCUCAUUUGCAGUAUAUUUGCAUGGAAAGAAGGAUGUCAAUCAAGGUCAAAAAACAUACGCAUGCCUGUCUACAAAUUCCCAGAUGCCUACAUGGCAUCACCUGCUAAAAAGAUAUACAUACCAGUGUCAACAGCUCUCACAGAUGGUGGAGACAGCAGGAAGAGCAAGACCAGCAAAUCCAGCAGUGAGCCUAGAAGCAGUAGGAGCAGCAGCAUGGCAAUCAAUAGUUUCAAUGCAUAUGUGUGAUCUGUCCAAAAAGCCUUCAUUUUGACAUUACAUUAUUUUUGUAUUGUGGUGUAAAGACUGGAACUCUGCAAGUUUAUAAACUGAAUAUAGAAAUUUGCAAUUAAAUAAUCUGUAACUUAUUUCAACAACUGUGUACUUCAACGUUUUCCACCAUUGUUUGCUUUGUAGAUCACUCCAUAUCCUGAAAUGUAUUAUAUAAAAUCCCAAACACAGAAAUACUGAAAAUAUAGACAUUCAUUACCCUAUUUAAAUCAUACUUUUAUAUUUACAUUGCAUCCCAUAUCCCUCAAUCCUUCUCCUUAUAAUAAUCAUCAUAAAACCAAUCAUGUAAAACCAAAAUAAACAUCAUCCCAUACUCUGAGUUUGAGCAUUAACUAUUCUGGCAUAAGGCUAGGAAGCCUUAUGGAUGAUGCAAAUUGGAUCGUGUAUCUCCGGGAUCUAAUUUGAUAAGCUUUUACAAUUUUAUAUAUCCUUAGAUUUGUAUAGCAUUUUAAGUCCAAAUAAAUAUUUAACAUCUGAUAAUAAUGCCUUUCAAUUUCAAACAGUG